CUCACUAGGAACACACAACGCACACUGCUUACCUCUCAUCUCACACCCCAGACCGCCAUGGAUGAACUUGACAUGCUUUUAGAGGAGUUGGCUCAGAGCUCCACCCAGACUUCAAAUGUUCCUGCACCCAUUCCACCCAAAACUCUCCAACUGGGAGCCUCGGUUAAAAGUAACAACACAACUCAGCUUGAACAAACUGAAUCUUCUGGAUUUGUUGCUGGUCCAGGAAAGACAUAUAAUCCCUACAGUGUGGUUCCAGUCCCCGUGGAAGCAGGAGUGAUGAGUCCCGGCACAGCUACACGAGAGCUCGACUCCAUCAUGAAUGAACUGCUAGGGCUAGGCCUGGAGGUUUCAGAACCAGUUCCCACAUCAAACCCACCUCCAGUGGCUUGCAAGUCAAUAAAAGACAAAAAACCUGAGGAAGCUAAAGAAAGUGAUAGUGGAAGCCAAAAAGAGACUAAGAAGCCACAGCAUCCUCCUCUGUCAGAGAAAGUAUCCAAGAAUGUGGAUGCUAUAGACGACCUGCUGGGCUCUCUCAGUACGGACAUGGAGAAAAUGGGGGUCCGCACUGCUGCCAAAGGCCAUUGUGCUUCUUGUGACAAGUGUAUAGCUGGGAAGAUGAUCACAGCUCUGGGUCAGGUGUGGCACCCAGAACACUUUGUGUGUACGGCAUGCAGGGAAGAACUCGGCACGUGUGGUUUCUUUGAGAGAGAUGGCAAGCCGUACUGUGAGAAAGACUACCAGAACCUCUUCUCCCCUUGCUGCGCUUACUGCAAGGGUCCUAUUACUCAGAACAUUCUAACAGCGAUGGAUCAUACAUGGCACCCAGAACAUUUUUUCUGCGCCCACUGUGGAGAUCUGUUUGGACCUGAUGGUUUUAUGGAGAGAGAUGGUAAACCAUAUUGCUCUAGGGAUUUCUACCGCCUCUUUGCACCCAGAUGCUCUGGCUGUGGAGAGCCAGUGAAGGAGAACUAUCUGUCUGCAGCCAAUGGAACCUGGCACCCUGACUGCUUUGUAUGUGCGGACUGUCUGAAGCCUUUUACAGAUGGUUGCUUCCUUGAGUUGAACGGUCGGCCCCUCUGUUCCCUGCACUAUCACUCUAGACAGGGCACUCUGUGUGGGACCUGUGGAGAGCCCAUCUCGGGUCGCUGCAUCGCUGCUCUGGACCGCAAGUUUCACCCUGAACACUUUGUGUGUGCGUUCUGCCUUCGGCAGCUGAGUCAGGGUGUGUUUAAGGAGCAGGGAGGGAAGCCGUACUGUUCGGUAUGUCACGAGAAACUCUUUGUGUGAAAGAAGUGACGUGAUUCCAGAAGUGUUUUCUUCAAUAAAAACAAUAUUUAGGGAGGGACUUCAGCUUGCAUCAUGAUUAUUUAUUUAGAUUUCAUUUAAGAUUAUUUUAAUAUAUUAGUAAUAAUAAAAAAGAAAAGGCACACUGUGGCCCUCUGGAAGUUUGCUGAGUCCCCCUAGUGGGCCCUGGCUCCCUGAUUGAGAACCACUGUUUUAGAAAGAAAUAGCAAGAAGGAAGGAGUGAUACAUACACCAUUUUUCUAUUUUGUUUGAGAAAAAAAAAACUUUUUAGAGAAUGCAAAUCAAAUGCAGGAAAAUGUAAACUAUAGCAACAUGUUUAAUGUCAUUAUUUCAUAUCAUUUUCAUGAUUCUAAUACAUGUUCAUACAAGUAAAGGAUUCAGUGUCUUUUACUUAAGUAGACUAUGCCAUUAAUUUAAUUUUGCACUCAUAGCAUAACAAAACAAACAUACAUCUCCGCAGGCCUUUAAGGAGAUUUCUGGGUCUUGUAAAUGCUAUUGAUGUACUGUUAUUUCUUUUAGGUUUCAAUGAUUAAGAAGACUCAAGAUCCUAAUUAACAUAAUACCAUAUGUUUUCAUAGCCUAUGCAUUACAGUGACAUCAUGGGGACAUUUUCUGUAAACAUUCAAAAAGGGUUAGAAUAACACCGACCGUCAUUUUCUUGCUUGAAUAUACAUGAACUCUACAGAAGCCGGUAGAUUUUGUUGUGUGCAUGUCAAGAUCACAUGAGUGAACAUCCCUAUAGGCAUUGCUCAAGAUCCCUUGUUUUGUCAGUUCACUGCACUGUUGCUCAGGGUUCAGUCAGGCAGUAAGUUAAGGACGAGCCUUCUCAUCUUCAAAGAAUGCUCCUUGGUGGUAAGACAUGACAGCUGCUUUCUGGGAGGAUGGGUCAAAGAUCAAGAUGUUAAUCACACCAUAACAAUCAUGAAGCACAAGAACCACCCACAGUGAGUGGACAAACACUCAUACAGUAUGUGGUGAAUUUAAGAUUUUAAUGCAGUGGCUUAAUCUAGCGUUUGAUUACCAUAAAUGGCACAAAUUCAGUCACAAUGCUUUCACUAUGACAAUACUGUUAUGCCAUAACUGACAUCCAAGAAAACACUCCUUAUAUGUUUUAAUGCUAGGGAUCCCCAAAUAUGACAAUCCCCUAUGAGAACACCUUCCUCAAAUAUAUAUUGAUUUUGUAUUAAGUUAAUUUAAAUGUAUAAAGUUUUAAGUUGUAUUAAUUAGAAGUUGUGUUAAGUUUGUAUAAAGACUUUUAAAGCCAAUUAAAAAAUUUAAAUUCACACUAUAGCAUAUUAUAGCGUUUUGUUUUU
Molecule: messenger RNA, 2621 nt
Organism: Sinocyclocheilus rhinocerous
Lineage: Eukaryota; Metazoa; Chordata; Actinopteri; Cypriniformes; Cyprinidae
Product: leupaxin-like
Exons: 9
Coding region: 58-1290 (410 amino acids)
Biological process (GO): muscle structure development; actin cytoskeleton organization; heart development
Cellular component (GO): stress fiber; filamentous actin; Z disc
Molecular function (GO): muscle alpha-actinin binding; actin binding
Source: RefSeq, a predicted model, not a curated record